UUCCGUCAUGGCAGCCGUCGCGUUGCGCACGGAGGAGCUGAGAAGGUGAAGUUGAGAAGGGUGACAGUGAACAGCCGAGGAAGCUGCCGCAAUACCACAGAGAUAAAGGUGCAAAUAUGCGCGAACGACCGGCCAGCUGAAGGAGUGGACAGGGACAUUCAAAGGCCUUCAUCGUUCAUUCUGGAACACCACUGUUGAGGCGCUUGCAAAUGGGGAUGGGCCCAGUGUUCCGGCACUGCCCCUGCCUGCGGCCGGCCCGAGAGGAAGUCCGGGUCCUGGACUACGCCCACCACGGCCUGGAAGACGUUCCCUCGGAGGUGUUCAACUAUGAGCGCACACUCGAGGAGCUGUAUCUCAAUGCAAACCAGAUCAAAGACCUACCCAGGCCGCUAUUUCACUGCCAUGGAUUAAGAAAAUUGAAUCUAAGUGAUAACGACAUUCAAACUCUACCUCCCGCUCUAUCUUCACUCGUCAGUCUAGAAGAAUUAGACAUUAGCAAAAACAAUGUGAUAGAAAUUCCUGACAACAUCAAAGGAUGCAAAUGCCUGUCCAUAGUAGAAGCAAGUGUGAAUCCUGUUGGAAAACUUCCCGAAGGCUUUACGCAGCUCCUAAAUAUAGAACAGCUUUACCUGAAUGACACGUUCCUGGAAUAUCUUCCUGCAAAUUUUGGGAGGUUGUCUAAGUUAAAAAUUUUGGAACUGAGGGAGAACCAUCUCAAGGUUCUUCCAAAGUCCAUGGCUCGCCUGACAGAACUGUCUCGGCUCGACAUUGGCCAGAACGACUUUACAGAACUGCCAGAAGUCAUUGGUAGCCUCCCCAGUAUGACCGAGCUCUGGUGUGACAGUAACAGACUGACAUCUUUACCUUCAAUCAUGGGAAAUCUCGUCAAGCUCACCUAUUUGGAUGCCAGCCGGAAUCGCAUCUCCUUCAUUGCUGAUGAAAUCGAGAACAUGACCAUGCUCUCUGAUCUCACACUCACCACAAAUAAGCUGCAGAAGAUUCCAGAGACGCUUGGCUUUUUGCAGAAUCUCACAACAUUGCGCCUUGAUGACAAUCACUUAGCAACCUUGCCUGAUAGCAUUGGACAGUUGUCCAAACUCGAGGAGCUCAUUAUUAACAGCAACGAGAUAGAUUCACUGCCUUCAACGAUUGGGCUUCUUCGAAACCUGACAAUACUCAUGGCUGAUGACAACCUUCUGGAGGACCUUCCGCCAGAAAUCGGUAGCUGCGCCAAACUUCGCGUCCUGUCUCUACGAGACAACCGGCUGUGUAACGUUCCAGACGAGCUCGGACAUCUGUCCAGCCUGCGGGUUGUGAACCUUAGCGGGAACCAGCUGAGACAUCUGCCCGUCAGCCUGGCCAAGCUUGGAGGGCUUCAUGCACUCUGGCUAUCCCAGAACCAGACAAAGCCCUUGGUGCUGUUGCAGUCAGACAUGGACCGUGAAACAGGACAGCGAGUACUCACCUGUUUCCUUCUGCCACAGGAAUCAUCAGCUGCCCACCCAGAUAAGCCUAAUGCUGUUGUGAAGGAGAACGACGGUGCGCCUAGUGAACGGAGAGGCACCAUCACUUUUGCCUUUGACACUGAUGUGGAUCGACCGGGCCGUCUCGUCCGUUCACCAACUCCUUACCCCAAAGAACUGAAGGCGCGUGCACGGCAUGUGAGAAAUCUUCGUAGGCAGAUGAAUGGUGAUGUGGUUGGUGCUGGAAACGUUGUUGUGUCACAGCCGACAUCUCGCUUGGAGGGUUUCAGCAGGGCAGAGGUGCCAGGCCCUGAAAAGCAGCCACCCGAAGUGGUGGUUCGCGAGGCUAAAAUUGUGCAGCCAACGUCGCCCUCGGGGAACCCCCCCGAUUUGGCUCAGGUGCAUACCGACAGGCCCCACGAGCCUUGCAUAAUAAGGCACCAGCAGGACAAUAACACCGUGCCCGCUGAAAGCUUUGCCUGUCACCAACCUACUCAAAGCUCGUUUGCAACAAACAACAACCUCCCAAUGUGCACUGACCUAGAAACCGUCAGGGCAGUAGCAAGCCCAUCACCCAUCCCGGUACCUCACAUUAGCUCCCACAACCUUGCCACGCCUUCUGAACUUUACGCGAAUCAGCAAACCCCGGCCGGGCUGCAUGCAGCCAGUGCAGAGCACCUCUACCUCCAUCAUCAUCAUCAACAUCAUCCGGCUUCGCCACAUCUCUCUUCAGCAGCAGCUCAAGUGUCACAAGGAUCGAUGCCGCCUGUUGUCGCUGUGCACAGCAUGCCCGCACCACAGUACAGCAACACGCUACAUCCCCAUCACGCAAACAUGGUGCCACCACCUCGCAGCCCCGUGCCUUCAUGGGAUCACACGCGGCACCAACAGCAGCAACAAUACGGCGGGGACGUGGCGGAGUUGCCACCGGGUAAUGCGAUAGCAUCAUCACCCCACCGCAUCCCACGGCGCCCUGUUGACAAGUACCCGCCUUCAUCGAGAGCCAGCCUCGCAGAAAAGUUUCAGCACCGUCUCAUCUCGGAAGACUCGCAAGAACAGCUGGGCUACAAGAGCGAUCAGGAAACUUAUGUCCAGCCGACCCGGCCUCUGUCGGCUGCUUAUCACGAUGGCUACUCCAGUGAUUGGGACACAGUGACUUUGCCCCGAGGACACUCCAUAUCCCACCCCCCUGACGGUAGCAUUCAGUACUUUCGGGGGGCACCCUGCUCCCCUGGCAGAACGCUUCCACGCCGAGGUUCGAGUCCGGUGUCACCCAGGGUCAUGUCAAGGUCUCCACACAAGGUUGCCGGAUCACCGGUUCAGACCUACACAGUCCAAGCACCGCAUCCUUUGAAGCCUGUGGCUGGGAUGGCCGACGGGACUGCACUGUACCUCUUGCCGGAAUACUGUGGGGAUGUCAGGACUUCGAAGGAAGGCUACAGCUUGCCGGUGCGACGCAGCCCGCAACCGGGAUGGGGACCGUCCGAGAAGUUGGCUCCGCAUGCAGAAAGCGAAGACCUUCCACCGUCUCAGUCAAGCUCUUCACUAUCGUCAUCUCUCUGUCUGCCGAGUGAGGAUCCGUCUAGCCUAACCUCGGAGGGUGUCACUCCGGAAGGUGCUCCUGCCCCUGGUGCCCCCUGCUUCAGGGCAGCCUCAGAGCAGUGCGAGCAGCCAGCACCGCCCUUGCCCCCACGGCCCCGAGCACAUUCGGGUGAGGGCAGUGCAACAGCCCCAACGCCACCACCAAAGCCUGAGUUCUUGCUCCAGCGAAGUGUUUCCAGUCGCUCAACAGAUGCACAGGAGAACCAGAAUGAAAUCGUCCUGGACAAAGGAUCAGAUGCAGAUUUUGUUCUGGAAAACAGGCCAACGUCAUCGGGUGUAUUUGUAAAGGAGGUCAACCCACAAGGAUCAGCAGCAGGGAAGCUGCAAGUUGGGGACAAAAUACUGAAGGUGGAUGACCUAGAUGUAUCUAAUGCAGAGGUUAAUUAUGCCCUGGGAGCACUUGUCAGUGCUGGUUCCAAAGUCAGGCUUACUCUGCUGCGACAGCAAUGACAGUAAAAUCAUUUAUGUACUUAACAAAGUGAUCCCUAAAGCAUCUGUCAUAACGCAAACAUUGAAUUCCCUUGUGGUAGUCAUCGCUUUGACCCUUCACCAAAGCAUUGUGAAAUUUCUACCGAAUGGUGGCAAUAUUUGUGCGCGAAAACCUGGUGGCACAAGCUCAACAAUGAACAAAUGCAACUUUUGCACCACUUCUUUUUUUCUUACCAUCUCACGUGGAUUCUACUUCCAUUUCGAACAUUCAAGCACAUUUUCAAAGGCUGCUGGCCUCUGCAUGGAAAAUGGCCUACUGUUGUGAGGUGGUGUGCAGCGGAACGCACUGUGUGUUGUCAUGGUGGAGGUGCUUUCUUUGACGUUUGUCCACGACGUACCUGACCGACGUUCGUACAGUUUGGGAAAUGCAUUUAGUGCAAGACGUGCAAGACUGCUGCAUUCCGGCUCUGGGUUGUUGGAUGCUGUUCGCUUAAAGGAGCCCUGAAACAGGCUCAGGAGAGGGUGACAAAGGUAGCACUGUUGUUUCGCAAACUUUAAAUGUCUGAGAGCUUGGCUGUGCUGACGUCGCGUGUCUCUCGGCGUGCAUUGUUCUUGUGGAGGAGCGUUGUGCGGGGGAUUGCUGCUCACAUGCUGGUGUCACUACCCUUGCCUUCUGUUUUCAUUCUGUUUCAUCUCUUAGAAUUAUUUAGUUACGUGAGAGACGUUGAGUACCGGUUCACUCCCUGCGGAAUGGAAAGAGGCUAACAUUGUUGCGAUACAUCAAGCUGGAAUGAAAACUCAUUUGCUGACAACUCCCUGAUAUCACUCGCAGAGUCACAAGUGUCUGUUGCAGAUCACUGGAACAUAAUAUUUACAUCACUGUAAUGAAAAAUUCUGAGCAAAAUGAGCACUACACCAAUGAGCAUGCACUCUGAGUGAUGUCAUAUGCCUCACGGUCGGUGACCCAGCCGGUCGGUGACAUCGCCAAGUAGUACAUGAGCAGGACCAUUUCUUUAGCUGUGGAGGUCAUCGGCUGCCAUGCUUUGGUCAUCUGGGUGGGGCCUCCCCUGCCUUGUUGAAUUGUAUCUGACUGUAGUUGUAUUCAGCAAUGGCCUCUUUUAUUCUUUUGACCCCAGUGAGCAAGUUCAGAAUAACAGAGAACUGAGCUAGUUGGUAGGUAUUCAUGUUAAAAAGACAGGGCGUGCACACACGGACACUGAGAGAGAAGUCAAGACACCACAAACGUCGACUAACAACUGAAAAAGGUGCGCAGCGGCAGAAAAGAAGAUAGACACAAAAACUUAUCUGCGCAUGCCCAGGCAAGAGAAGAUACCUAUCAGUCCGGCACAUGUGGUUGGCAUUUGUGGUGUCUCGACUUCUCUCUUGUGUCCAUGUUUGCAUGCCCUGUCUCUCUAACAUGAGCAAGUACGCAGCGUAUUUCUUGAUUUUAAGACUACACAAGCUAACAUAAGUUAGCACAAGUUAGCUUUUGGUAUACACUUGACGAUAGUAGAUUGGAUCCAUAACUAUUUAUUGGGUCGAACUCAACAUAUGCUAAUGAAGGUUCUUGGUCUCAUGGUGGCAAUGUAUCAUCUGGUGUCCCCUGGGGUUUUGUUUUGUGGCCCCUAUUGUUUCUGGUUUAUGUCAGUGAUAUUGUUCAUGGAAUUCAAAGCACUGUGUGAUUGUUUACCGAUGACCGUGUCAUUUGAAGGAAUGUUAAAGAUGGUUCUGAAGUCUCCUCUUAAAAUGUGAUUUGGACAGUGUAUAGCAUUGGUGUGAAAAAUGAAAAAUGCAUUUGAAUCCUCAAAAGUGCCAACUUCUAUGAUUCACAUGUGAGUACUUCUGCUUAUGCAUUUACAUUAUUGCAACUACUGCUCUAAAGAAAGUACUUAAAUGUAAUACCUUGGCGUCACUUUUCCCGAAAUUUAACCUGUACUACUCAUAUCAAACAUGUAACUGCCAAAACUUGUGAAAUGCUAAAUUUAAUAAGAUGUAGCCAAUGUUAAGGGCAUUUUGUACCUUACAUAUAUAAGACCACUUCUCGAAUACGCGUGUGUUAUGGGAUCUGUGUUCAAGAACUCACCUUCUUCUUUGGAGUACGUGCAAAGCCUAGCAGCAGAAUUUAUCAUAGGUAACUACGAAUUGGAGAGAAGUGUUGCAGUUGUUACAUGAAGCUUAGCAUGGCCCGCUUUUCAACAGAGGAGGCUAAACAGAAAGCUUGAUUUGUUUGAACUGCAUUUACGUUGAGAAAUGUAACAUUAAAAAGAUGCAUUGUUUGCUACUUUUGUAAUCUUUAUUCGUGCAUCGGGACAAGGCAUUGAAUAUGAAAGAAAUAUGUUUCGCAUAUGGUGUUUUUCGAAGCUCCCAUUCCCACAAGCAUUUAGUGGACGGAACAAACUGCCCAAUGGUAUUGAGUAAUGCGUGUCAGGAAAAAACUUACCAUCCAUUUUUGUUCAACCUCUCAUAAUUUUCUUUCCCCUGAUUAAAUAACUUCAUUUUGAACAUGUGGCACACCUUUGCCACAAUUUAUGCUUCGUGUUUGUCUGGCACAUGGUUCCUUUGUAAUUUAUUAUCCGUUGUUCCCCUUGCAAUAAUUCCUUCCUAUGCACUCUGGUUAACUUGCAUAAAAAUAGGUAAAUUAAUGUUUUAGAGUUUCUUUAAAUUGAUAUUGCCUCUAGUUAGCUUGCGUGUUGCAUCUAGUUUGUAAAAAGUCGGGGGCACACAAUCUUCUCUGGGGCAGCCAUACUUAAGCAUGUUUAAACGUACUUAAUCUAUAAGUAUGUUUAAAUUGGAAACUUCACAUCGACAGAAAAGGCAUACAGCAUAGAACCUGUGUGUGUGUUAUGUGCUUUUUCAUCCACGUCCACCCUGCUCUUUUUAAAUCUACUCACUCAUCGACUAAUUUUUGUAACGAAACAUUACUUAAAACUUUACAUUUUCAACUGAAAUCAAGUGCGUCUUAAAUGGAAUCUCAAUGAAAUGUUCCGUUUGUCAUGGAUUGCUUUUGAAUGGCCUAUUCUCUUGCUAUCCCAAAUUCAUUUGGUUUCUCUGGUUAUAUAAGUUUAACGGGGUGAGAAAGCCAUGCAGUUUACGCUUGCAUAUUGAUGCACGUUCAUUACUAGAGCAAUGCUGGGGGUGGUGUGUUUUCAUGUUUGUUUCAAUUGUUACCAAGAAUCUCGUUCGUUUGCAAUAUGCCACUUGUGCAGUAAGCUGUAUUGUACACUCAUGGGAUAGUACUCACAUGCUCCAUCCAUAGCUGUGCGAUCUUGUUCACCUAAGUUAUUUAUCUAGAUAGCCUUGAACAUGAAGUGCAAGCCGUCUUCGCUGCACCCCCGGUCACAAACAUGCAAGUUUCACGCUGAUUUUGGACGUUCUUGCCAUUGCCUGUGUGUAUUCUCCGGUGGCAUUAGCAACAUACGUCUUCACUUUUCUUUCAUGCAACUUGUACAUAGUGUGGCAUUGCAUAUUUGCAUUGUGUAAUACUAAUAAUUUGAACUGCGUCAUACUCAUUCAUCAUGCCUUACUUUGUGUUUUUUUGUUUGAUGCCAAGGAAAAAGGGAGUUUCCAAAACUGUGUGAGACAUUAUUGUUAUUUGCAUUGGGAGCUCAAUAGCCUGUGUUAACCAGCGUCUUUGAAUGCUCUACUUUGUUCAUGCCAAACUAAGAAACAGUUUCUUUUCUGUUUCCAUGUGUGUUAUUUGUUAUUUAUUGUGACCUUUAAGAUACUCAUGGGCACAGUGAACAACACAGGGAGUGAGUAUUCAUCAUGAUAGUUCAUCAACACCAAGCUGAAAUUACACCUGAAGUGUGUAACAUGCUCAAGAGUAAUCUAGAGUUUGCUAUCUAGAUAAUCUAGAGUUCGCUAUCUGCUUUCAUCUUUCUUUUCCCAUUUUGCUGUUAACUAUGUUUUUGUGGACAGUUAAAAGUUUUAAUCGGCGUUUUUCUUCUGAGGUGUAGGGUGGGUUGCGGAUCACUUAUGAGAAAGCUCGUUGUUGGUGCUUACUUUACUCAUGCGAAUUGGAAAAGAUGGUGGUUUUCACUUUGUUAAAAUGAUAAUUAUGCUUCGCAAAUUCAGCAAUAUAUACAUAUAUAUAAUAGUGCAGCUUCUAAAUAUAGAAAACUAUUUAUUGGCAUGGCUAAGGUCUGUCGAGAGCUGAACGUCAUGUAAAACCUGUUCAGUGCCAGAGUUUUGCCGAUAUGUUCGUUGUACAUGUGUAUCCUUAGAAACUGUUGCAUUACAACUGCAUUUCACAAAGCUUUUUGCGUCUCAGAUAGUGUUGUCGCACAUUUCAGAGGUGCAGUGUUUUUGUUACACUUACAUCCAGCGCAGUCAAAGCAUUAGCUGUUGAAUCCUCAUUCAUGGCUCCACAAUGUUCUAGUUGCUGCAUGUUACUAUGACCUCAAAGCUCAACUUCAAAGAGAGACUCAUAGGUUUAGCUCAGCGUACGUGGUUGGUGCCCCGGCGUGCCAGCAUCAGUGAACAUAUCAUACGAAAGGCCUGUCAUGCAAGUGUUUUGUGAUACAAAAUACCGCUGGAGAUGUCUCUGCCUUGAAUUUGCUCAGUUGUUCACGGGUGAAUGAAAGCCUGGGUGGGAGGAACUCGAGGGUAAAUGCUUGUGUGACAUUGCCUUAUCUCCAGACAGGACUCUCUAGAAGAGUGCACGGACACACCUCGAUUUCAGGUGUGCCACUAAAUUGUCGUGUUGCAUGAAGAGCUUAGUUCAAAAGCACAGUAUCAAAGAGCUUAGAGAGCAUAUAUUAGACCUGCAUUUAUCGAAAGUGUUAUUUGAUAAUGAAUAUAACACCGGGGCUGCUUGCUCAUGUUUUUGUUUCACCUUUUCUAGUUGAAAGUCAAGCAGAGUUCUGCGUAUUCAUACGAACUAGGAGAGGUUGUGGCAUCACUAAGCUGUUUUCGACAGUGCUGCCUUAAGCUUUACUUAAGGUCAAUUGAGUGCCGGUAGCUUGCCAGAAAAUUAAAACCUUUGGAGCCGAGGCUGCUUGUUAUGCGAACAAAAUGUUUGUACAGAUUUCACUUCCUGUCACAUGAAGUAGAAGCGUAUUUUUAAUAAUUAGGUGUUUCUAUAGUUGCAGUAAAAUGACACGAGCAUUGACGUGUGCCUCGAUCCGUGUGUACUACAGUAGACGUUGCCAGGUUGGAUGGGCAGUGUUACGAAUGGAUGUGAGCUGUUCCUUGUUCUGCCAGCGUCACAGCUGCGUGAACACUGACCCUGGUUGAAUUCAGGCUGUCGAAGUUCAAACACCGUGUUCAUGUUCAUAGCGUUGCUUAUACACGCCUCGUUAAACGACUUAGGUAGGAUGCUCGUCUAUUUCAGCAUCACUCUCACUUUCACUUCAAUGGAAUCCCAUAUUGGAAUCACUUGUUUGUAAUUACAAUGUUUGUACAUAGUGCUCUAGUGCACACACAAAUGCUUACACUCACUCAAGAUUGUGUUGAUGCUCACUUUGUUGUUUAUUUUCCCUUGUUGACCUUGUUUAUUUGUUGUUUCCCAUCUGGUGUGUGUGUGAUUUGAUUACCACUGGCACUUGUAUAUUUUGACCCGAUUGCGCGAGGUGCAUUGUGUACUCUCUCAAUUACAAGUUACGACAGCAAAUAAAGUGGUGGUUUGUGA
Molecule: messenger RNA, 9123 nt
Organism: Rhipicephalus sanguineus (brown dog tick)
Lineage: Eukaryota; Metazoa; Arthropoda; Arachnida; Ixodida; Ixodidae
Gene: Lap1
Biological process (GO): neurotransmitter receptor transport postsynaptic membrane to endosome; neurotransmitter receptor transport, endosome to postsynaptic membrane
Cellular component (GO): postsynaptic density; adherens junction; postsynaptic membrane
Molecular function (GO): protein binding
Source: RefSeq, a predicted model, not a curated record